This is a messenger RNA of Gloeophyllum trabeum ATCC 11539, 1067 nucleotides long. Its product is annotated as alpha/beta-hydrolase. The coding region runs from base 104 to 1000 and encodes 298 amino acids. Gene Ontology annotation, biological process: lipid metabolic process. The transcript is spliced from 7 exons. NCBI's taxonomy places the organism in Eukaryota, Fungi, Basidiomycota, Agaricomycetes, Gloeophyllales, Gloeophyllaceae. The record is from RefSeq and is a predicted model, not a curated record.
UUCCAUUCCGUGUCGGCAUUUAUACCAGCAGGGUGUAUAGAGGGGCCAUGCGAGCCAGCCCUACAACAUUCAGCGCAACCCGCUCGAACUCCAAGCUCUGCAGAUGGCAGCUUCGUUCGCUUUAGCAGUUGCGCUCUUGGUCGGUGCUGUCGUGGAUGCUGCCCCCAAUCUACAGAAGCGUCAGUCUAUAACGACGUUGUCUUCCUCGCAAGUCUCAGCUUUCACGCCUUACACAUGGUAUGCGAGCGCCGGGUAUUGCUCACCUUCCACAACCUUGACAUGGACCUGCGGAACCAAUUGCCAAGCUAACAGUGGGUUCGAACCCGUGGCUUCUGGAGGCGAUGGUGAUUCCACUCAGUACUGGUUUGUUGGGUAUGACCCGUCUCUGGACACCGUGAUCGUCUCGCAUCAAGGCACGGACACUUCGGAGAUCCUCCCUCUGCUGACAGACGCCGAUAUCGAGAAGACGACUCUUGAUUCGUCACUAUUCCCGGGUAUAAGCUCCUCUAUUGAGGUGCACGCUGGGUUCGCAGAUGCGCAAGCCAACGCCGCCACGGACGUCUUAGCGGCUGUCCAGACAGCACUGUCGAAGUAUAGCACGAACACCGUUACUAUGGUCGGACACUCCCUUGGUGCCGCAAUUUCUCUGUUGGAUCUGGUUUACCUUCCUUUGCACUUGCCCUCCGGGCUCACCUACAAAAUGUACGGUUACGGAAUGCCCAGGGUUGGCAACCAGGCCUUCGCUGACUACAUCGACGCGAACCAUCCCAUGACUCACGUGAACAACAAGGAAGACUACAUCCCCAUCCUACCCGGGAUGUUCUUAGGCUUCGUUCAUCCCUCUGGCGAGGUCCACAUUGAAGACUCGGGAUCAUGGGAUGCCUGCCCAGGUCAAGACAACCCCAGCACUCUAUGCAUCGUCGGCGAUGUCCCGGAGAUUUGGGAUGGUGAUGAAUCUGAUCAUGACGGACCCUACGGGCCAGUCACUAUGGGUUGCUGAAAUAACCUGUACUUUCUUUUGCGGUCGGACUGGUGCCAAAUCAAAACUGUACUAUGUCUUCACUGUU